CGACUUGAUCGUACGACGAAUCGAAAACUCUAAUUGUAACUGUCAGUAUCGCGGACGACGUUGAACGCAUCGAUUCAAUAAUAAACUCACGUGUAUCCUAAUUUCUGUUUUUUGUUCGCGCGAAAAAUGAGUCAAGAACAGGACAGAGCGGCACCAGGUCAGGAGCCCAAAACGCAGCCCUUAAAAAGGCCAAGUAUCCAUCGACUCAUAAGCAGGGAGGAAGCCCAGACCAAUGAAGACUCUGGGAACGAAGCCCAGUCCCACGAAGCCAGUCCAGCAAACGAGCCUCGACCACGGGUUCCCCGAGCGAGGUCGGUCCAGUUGGAAGGAGACAAUCAGAGGAGUCGCGCGCAGCAGGAUGUCGUGACCAGUUCGAGCGCCGAGCCUGUCACGUCCGACGACGAAGCGAUUCUCAAACUCCGAAGAGGCUCGACCUCGGAGGCAUCAGUCGAAUCGUCAGCGUCGUCAAUACCAGAAACAAGAACGAGGCCACGGAAUUAUCGCACGCCGCUUGUAACACCGCACGACGAAGCAGAAAGCUCGCUUAGGCCAAUACUACCUGGGACGUUUGAGUAUGAUAUUGAUAGCACACAAAGUUUGCCUCAGAAUUUGAUUCCAGAGCAAAUCUCGAAUCAAACAGCACGAAUAAGGCAAGAUGCGGAACAGCAGUCUCGGCCGAGCCAUGACAGAUACGUCUCGGACGACAACUCGCCGGAACGAGGCUAUCAAUAUCGAUGGAAAGAUCGAAAUGUUCACCUCGUACCACGAGAGCAAAUUAGACAAGACGUGGAACAGCAGUCGCGGUCGAGCCAUGACAGAUACGUCUCGGACGACAACUCGCCGGAACGAGGCUAUCAAUAUCGAUGGAAAGAUCGAAAUGUUCACCUCGUACCACGAGAGCAAAUUAGACAAGACGUGGAACAACAGCAGUCGCGGCCGAGCCAUGACAGAUACGUCUCGGAAGACAACCAGCCGGCAGGAGGCUAUCAAUAUCGAUGGAAAGAUCGAAAUGUUCACCUCGUACCACGAGAGCAAAUUAGACAAGACGUGGAACAACAGCAGUCGCGGCCGAGCCAUGACAGAUACGUCUCGGAAGACAACCAGCCGGCAGGAGGCUAUCAAUAUCGAUGGAAAGAUCGAAAUGUUCACCUCGUACCACGAGAGCAAAUUAGACAAGACGUGGAACAACAGCAGGCGCGUCCGAACCAUGACAGACCUGUCCCGGACGACAACCCGUCGGUGCAACAGUAUGAACCAAUAGGACAAAAUGCCCACCUCGUAGCACCAGAGCAAAUUAGACAAGACGUGGUACAGGCGCGGUCCAGAAAUGACGAGCACGUCGUUCCAGCAAACCCAAGAUGGUGGAAUGUGUUUUUUCAAAAGCUGCGUGAAAACUGGAUAACUUUGUUAAUGUUCGUAUUACUCGUCGCUGUCCUUAUCAAUCUCGCAGUGUUUAUUCAUUACGGUCCCGAGGAGUUGAAGAAGUCGCCCGUUUAAAUCGGUCCCAAGGAGUUGAACAAGCUGUUCAAGCCUGAUCGUCACGAUGACAAUGAUCAAAACCCUACCACACCACGACCAAGAAAAUGGUGAGGUCCAACUCCUCCCAUGUAGAAAUAACUUUUUAACUUUUAAACUCGAUCGAUUGAAUGAAAAAUGUCAAUAAUUUUUUUUACACAUUAAAACUUCUGCGUCGUCACAAUUGAUUGAAAAAUGAUGUAUAAAAAUACCAAUACACAAACACGUUGCUCAAAACUUA
This is a messenger RNA of Trichogramma pretiosum, 1756 nucleotides long. RefSeq lists its product as uncharacterized. The record is from RefSeq and is a predicted model, not a curated record. Bases 127 to 1497 code for a protein of 456 amino acids. The transcript is spliced from 8 exons. Lineage: Eukaryota; Metazoa; Arthropoda; Insecta; Hymenoptera; Trichogrammatidae.